AUGACAGUCAUAAGCGCGUGCAUCAUGAGCAGGCAAAAACCUCUGCUUGCUCGCCAGUUUGUCGAGAUCUCCAAAGUUCGCAUCGAGGGCCUGAUGAAUGCUUUCCUCAAGCUCGUCGAACAUGCGGGCGCAGAUCAUACGUACGUCGAAUCGGACUGUGCGCGCUACGUCUACCAGCCUCUUGAUAAUGUGUACCUUGUUCUCAUCACCACCAAACACAGCAACAUUCUGGAGGAUCUACAAACGCUUCGCGUCUUCGCCACAAUUGUGCAGGAUGCUUGCUCCGGUGAGGGUCUGAGCGGUGGGGUGAAUGUGGAGCAAGUGGUGCUCGAGAAUGCGUUUUCGAUUAUCUUCAUGGUUGACGAGUUGAUUUCUUUCGGCCUUCGCGAGGCCAUCUCUCUCGCGCAAAUCAAGACGUUCACGGACAUGGACUCUCACGAAGAAAAGCUUCAACGUAUUAUCCAAGAGGGAAAGGAGAAGGAGGAAAAGGAGAGGCGGCGUCAGAUCGCCCAGCGCCUGGACAAAGAACGCGCCGCGAAGGCCAAACCCCCGUCCUCAGGCGACGCACCCUUCCUCGCGUCUGCCUCGCUCUUUGCGCCGACCGGUGCGCCUCCGCCUUCUGUGCCGAGUCUCGCGGCGGCGGCGGAUUACAUUCAAAUGUAUGGAGGCUCGCCCGAGCACGUGUCCGCUCUCACCUCGGGCGUCCUCGGCGUUGGCGGUUCGGGCGGCCCCGACGCAAACGCAGGCUACUCGAGCUCCUCCGGCUUCGCAGGCCUUGGCGCCUCCAAGGGCAUGCAGUUGGGGCCGCAACGCACCACCCCGCUCGCCUCGCUCGGCCUCGACGCCCGCGCACCUGCAGAGAGACAACCCGCCGUGGGGACGACUUUGGGCGCGCCGGGGACAGGCCUCGUUGAAGCGACGCGCUUGGGCGCCGCUGACGGCGCGGACGAGGCAAGCGCCUUGGCGGCUGUCGGCGGGAGCGCUGGAGGAGCCCCUGUGAUUGUCAAUCCGCUCGUCGAACCCGUCCACGCUCUGGUGGAGGAGAAGGUGAAAGGUACCCUGCAGGCCGAGGGAGGCGUCGAUGAACUCGACAUCCAGGGAACCUUCUUCGUCACUGUGUACGACCCGAGCAAGGCCGGCCUCGCAGCGUUCCGGGUGUCGCCUGAAGACAAACGGUUCAAGACCAAAGUGCAUCCGAACAUGAACCGAGCGAGUUACACGCAGAACGUGUUAGAGCUGAGAUGCCCCACGCGAGCGUACACGCCGAACGCGCCUGCGGCGAUCCUCAAGUGGCGCCUGCAAACCAAAGAUGAAAGCUUGUGUCCGUUGUCGAUCAGCUGCUGGCCUUCCGUCGCCGCAAACGGCGUCACGCUGACAAUCGAAGUGGAAGCAACCGAGCCUUCGCGGACUCUCCACGACGUUCACUUCUCCUUCACUUGCCCAUCCAACGUUCCUCACCAGAUUCUUCGCGUCGACGGCGGCGAGACGCAACACGACGGGGUGUCUCUUCACUGGCGGCUGCCGCAAAUGUCCGUGUCCGAGCUCUCGACAGCCACGCUGGAGUUUUUUGCCGCGACGAGUGUCAGCACAGUUCUCCCCUUUUCCGUCGAGAUGCACUCUAAGGAAACCAUCUGCGAGUUCGAUGUAAGCGAGAAGCGUGCAGAUGCGUUCGUCACCUUGUCGCGCGUGUUUGCCUUCGCUCUGGUGACCCUGUCCCUCGACCGUGUCUUUUUCGAGCGCAGAUGGUUUGCAGCUUGUUCCGCUUGCCAGGCAGCGGCAGCCACCAUGAGGCGACCUUUCUAUCUGUUUGCUCAGGUCCUCGAGUGUUUCCACAUGGAGAAGACAGAGCCGAUUGCGUACGCACUCACGCGGCGCACAGACUACAUGCUCACAGUUCGGGCGUGA
This is a messenger RNA of Neospora caninum, 1905 nucleotides long. Its product is annotated as putative coatomer delta subunit. The transcript is spliced from 9 exons. NCBI's taxonomy places the organism in Eukaryota, Apicomplexa, Conoidasida, Eucoccidiorida, Sarcocystidae. Gene Ontology annotation, biological process: retrograde vesicle-mediated transport, Golgi to endoplasmic reticulum; endoplasmic reticulum to Golgi vesicle-mediated transport; Golgi localization. Bases 1 to 1905 code for a protein of 634 amino acids. The record is from RefSeq and is a predicted model, not a curated record. Gene Ontology annotation, cellular component: COPI vesicle coat; cytosol.